This is a messenger RNA of Trichomycterus rosablanca, 4577 nucleotides long. RefSeq names its product ubiquitin specific peptidase 42 (gene usp42). Lineage: Eukaryota; Metazoa; Chordata; Actinopteri; Siluriformes; Trichomycteridae. Gene Ontology annotation, molecular function: cysteine-type deubiquitinase activity. The record is from RefSeq and is a predicted model, not a curated record. The coding region runs from base 1 to 3411 and encodes 1136 amino acids. The transcript is spliced from 18 exons. Gene Ontology annotation, biological process: regulation of apoptotic process; protein deubiquitination. Gene Ontology annotation, cellular component: nucleus; cytosol.
AUGACCAUAGUUGACAAACCCUCAGAGAAGUCUGACUUUGAGUCAGUACGGUGCACACACUCUGGCUCUCUGACUCCUUUCUCCUCUGGAGACAUGGAUGGCAACAGUUCCAGCUGGAGUGUGAACUCCCAUGCCUCCGAGAUCUUGAGGGCCAAGGCUGCCUGUACGGCUCCCAGCAUUGGAGCAGCUGUGUACACCACAGCACUUCCAACUGAGAAGUGCCAGGAGCAAGUGGGGAUGACGUGUGGUGAUGGAAUUGCCGUACCACAGAAGGUUCUGUUUCCACCGGAGCGUCUGAACCUAAAGUGGAACCAGGUCCAUCGUGUUGGCGCAGGGCUCCAAAAUCUUGGCAACACAUGUUUUCUUAACUCUGCCCUACAGUGUCUUUCAUACACUGCACCCCUAUCCAACUAUAUGCUGACCAGAGAGCAUUCCAAAUCAUGUCGUGAGCCUGGAUUUUGCAUGAUGUGUACCAUGCAGAAUCACAUCACCCAGGUGUUUGCCAAUUCAGGGAAUGUCAUAAAGCCCAUUGGCGUGUUAAAUGAACUAAAACGUAUUGCAAAGCAUUUUCGGUAUGGGAGUCAGGAGGAUGCCCAUGAGUUCUUGAGAUACACAGUAGAGGCUAUGCAGAAGUCUUGUUUGCCUGGAAACAUACUGGACAGGCAAACGCAGGCAACCACUCUGGUUCAUCAGAUAUUUGGAGGCUACCUGAGGUCUAGAGUGAAGUGUUUAAAUUGCAAAGCUGUGUCGGAUACAUUUGAUCCUUAUCUGGACAUUGCACUGGACAUUAAGACGGCUCCAACUAUUACUAAAGCUCUUGAGCAAUUUGUUAAGCCUGAGCAACUAGAUGGGGACAACGCCUACAAGUGCAGCAAAUGUAUGAAAAUGGUUCAUGCCUCCAAGAGAUUUACCAUUCACCGCAGCUCCAAUGUGCUGACCAUCUCUCUAAAGCGCUUUGCCAACUUUAAUGGAGGGAAAAUAGCAAAGGAUGUAAGAUACCCUGAGUAUUUGGACCUGCGUCCAUACAUGUCUCAGUCUCAAGGAGAGCCACUGCUGUAUGGGCUGUAUGCAGUGCUGGUUCAUGCUGGUUUUAGCUGCUAUGCCGGACACUACUACUGCUAUGUGAAGGCUAGUAAUGGGCAGUGGUAUCAGAUGAAUGAUUCAUCUGUGUCUGUCAGUGAUAUUAGAUCUGUGCUAAACCAACAAGCUUACUUGCUGUUCUAUAGCAGGUCAGCAGAUCUGAAAAAUGGGGAUUUUAACCACGUGAAUCGUAAUACAGGCCAGUCAUCCCCUCGGCCUCUAACAACACCCAAGACGAAUGGGCUCCAAUAUACCUCUCAGUCAUUCAUUGGUCCACAGUUACCCCCUCAUCUUGUAAAGAAAUACGUCAAUGGGAACGUCUCCUCUAAGGAGUAUCAGAGUGGCUCAAAGCCCAACAGCAACAACCCUAGUGGAGUGACCAAAAUCAACUCCACUCCCUCUUCCUCCUUUUCUUCAUGCUCAUCUUCCACUUCCAAUCAACUUGUGCGCCCCACAUCCAUCCCAGAGCCACAGAAGAGGCCCAAGCUGACCAUUCACAUCGGACAGGGAAAACUGGUGCGACCCAACCAGAGCCAGUCAAGCUCCGGCUGUCCUUUAUCAUCAGCCUCCCAAUCUCGCUCACAGUCCACAAACUCUUCCUCAAGCACUUCGCAGUCUACCUCUGAGAGCCCGGCGCAGGUCAAUGGAACACCUGCUAAUCACAGUGCUGCUUUCCUGGUUCCAUAUAGCCAGGAAUCUUCUGAGGACUCUGACAAGGAUGACGGAGUCUUGGACAAUGGUACCACAAAGCCUUACUCAGUUGCCAAGGCAGCCUGUAAAAAAGAUGGUACGGAUAGACCCUGUUCUGAUAGUUUAAGCUCCAAGACAAAUGGCUCUCACACCUCCGAGGCUUAUACGUGUGAAAAUGGAUCAGGACACAGUGGCCAGAAUGGACAUCAAGUCAAUGGAUUCACACAUUCUAAACAGCUUACAGAAAGUCCAACCUCUGAAUCUUCUCUGACCAGCGACACUGACAGUUCAGACAGUCAGCUCAGACAGAGCGUGUCAAGCUCCAAGUUGGAUGGCGUUCUUAUUCCAUCACCCUCCACAGAAAGAGCUAAACCGGUGUGUAACUCUGACACUCAGCCUGCCAUACAGGGGUCAGCCACCAGUACGCUUGUUAAGCCACUGGGCUUGAUGGACCAAACUAGUACGCAGGCAGCCUUACCAAAUGGGUCAGGUCAAGUAGGGGGCAUGACAGAGUCUCCUCCAACCAGUCAAGGUCUCAGCCCUCAGAGGAGUGAUGGACUCGCAGUUUUAAAUGGGCCAGAAAGAGCAGCCCAGGUUCUUGGUGGUGGAAAUAAAACGUCUCCAUCAGUCAAGCCUAAUUCCUGGGAUGAAAAUGUACCAACUGAUGACCAAGAUCAGCUAUCAGAUACUUUCACAAAGGGCAAAAACGGAGACAAGGACAGCCAUCGACAUUACAGAGAGUGCAGGGACAGGAGUAAAGAGCGUUAUGGAGGCAGCCAUCGGUCUGACAGAGAGUAUCGUCCACCUAAGGAGCGUUCUUCAAGUCGGGAAAAACGCUACCGAGAGGUUGAUCGGUACCGGGACAGGCAUGCUUACAACAGACGACACUAUUACUACCACAAACGAGACAGAGGGGAGCGGUUGCACGAUUGGCAGCGAGACAAAGACAAGAGGUAUCAGACCAGUAACUACGACAGUCACCGCUAUUUAGACCAUCAUUACCGGGAUGGCGGCUCGAGCCAUUGGCGCCAUGUGCAGGAAGAUAGACGUGAUAGAUGGCACUACAACAGAGAGCAGCUUUCAUCUUCACGCUCCAAAAGCCCGUCACCUUAUCAUGGAACGAGAAAACGCAGGCACUCUGAUGAAGACUCAGCAUCUGAGGAGCGCAGAGCCCGAAAAAGUAAAAAGUCCAAGAAAAAGAGCAAAGAAAAACACAGGGAGUACGAGAAGGAGAUUUCUGAUCGAAGUGGGGACAGCAGCUCUCGGCGGCACAAAAGUAAAAAAAAGAAGAGGAGGAGGAGAUAUGAUUCAGAGGAGAGGAAUCAUACAGACAGUCAUUCCACCCACAGCUCAGAGAAACAAGACUCGAAAAGCAGGAGUGGUGAGGAGAGAGAAAGCCGUAAGCAUCGUUGCAGCUCUGACAGAGAGCAUUCUCCACCCCGAGCGAAGAGAGUUAACACUGAGGACCAUCACCAACCUAAUGGUCACUCAGACAGUGGCAUAAAUCAUUCCAAUGGGAGUGUUUAUGGAUUCUGUCAGAACGGAAUGGAUGAACUGGUGAAAUACAAACACAUGAAUCAUACCUCCACUAACAGCAGUGGAGGAGACAAUGAAGACUUGGGCGUCGUGCCGUGCCGAUGAAACGAGUAAGUGGAUUAAGCGAGUAAGUGGUCCCGCCUCAGACUAAAGACUUAAAGACUUGGACCAUCACACACAUGAGGAAAAGAAAAAAAUCUCUACAGCUCCUACACACUGAAAGGGUGCUCAAUCAAUAAAAACUGUAUUUUAAUGCUUUAAAGAUAUCGAUUUAGCUACGGACACUUUUUUUUACCUGUACAGCUGAACUUUUAAAUAAAACACAUUAAAAUGUAAACAACAAAUUUAAUAUAUACAUUUAAUCCAGAAACAGAAGCCUGGAGCUUUACCAUCAGAAUCGCUGCUCAGACACAGACUCAGGAUUUUCUCACUUGUGAAGACGAGACCUGUACUCCCUUUAAGGACGCCCAGCCGAGAUAGAAAGGGGGUAAAGAAACAAAAGAACGGAACACAACACGCUGUGGGUCACAAACACUUUGUCCUCGUCACCCCACUUCGAGCUAUGAUGUCACCAAUCUCACGCCUGUUAAAAAUCUUAAUGCAGCAGGCUUUGCUAGUGCUGUGCGUGCACCUACACCAUGGUUAACCUGAACACACUUGACAUGUUAUGCGUACUUCACCUUUUACUACUUGUUUUUGAUUCCCACACUGUUCUACAUUCUCCAGGAUCCAUCUAAUGGCAUUAUUUCUCUUUUUCAAGUUUCUUUGUACUGUAUAGGAAAGAAAUACUGUCGCAUCUUGUCUUGUAGUGGUUUUAAUUGCUUUGUGUGUAGCUUUUCCAUUUUAGUAUUUUUCUUUUAAUACUGUGAAUUUUAUUUGAACUGUAAUAUCAGUUAUUUGUUUGCAGUCCUGUAUCAGGAGUUGACACAUUAUGAUUGGAGAAAAACACUUAGCAUCAUGUAGGCCAUGUUCUGAUUUCUCCCUAUCCCCCCCCCCCCCCCCUUUUUUUUUUUUUAAGCAACAAAAGUAUAUGAAAAUUGUUAUAUUCGCAUUAUACAUUUUACUGUAGCAUGUGAAAAUAAUACAUUGUACAUUUAAUAUUAAUUAAGAGGGAAAAGGCCUUAAUGUCUACAAUUGUAAUAUUGUAAUUUUUCUCUCAGUAUGUUUACAGAUUUUUGUUUGGGGUGAAUGGAUAUGUAUGUAAGUGAUUGAGUGGCUUUGUAUAGGGUGAAGUCUGUUCUCCCCUUUUGGAUAUAAAAAACAAACAGAAA